Molecule: messenger RNA, 1104 nt
Organism: Physella acuta
Lineage: Eukaryota; Metazoa; Mollusca; Gastropoda; Physidae
Product: tolloid-like protein 2
Source: RefSeq, a predicted model, not a curated record
GACGUCAUCAAGGUCUCCCACGGACACAUUAGAAGUCCGAACUACCCCACCAACUACACCAACAGUCUCGUGUGUACAUGGAGGAUCCAGGGUCCGGUCGGCACCUUCAUAAGUGUCAGGAUCUCGGACAUGAAGCUGGAGCCCCACGCCCAGUGCUCCUACGACUCCAUCCAGUUCCUUGAUCUAGCCGACAGCCAACAGUCGUCAGGACUCUACUGUGAGCAGACGUCACUAGAUUGGAGGUCAACCAGCAACGAAGUCCAGGUUGUGUUCCGUACUGACCACAGCGUGACGUACCGCGGGUUCAAGGGGGAAUUCUUCGUCCUAUACAAAUGUGAUUCGACAAUAACCCGACCCUGGGGGUACAUAGAAAGCCCGGGGUACCCGAUACAGUACGCCCCCAACACGGUAUGCUCGUGGACUAUCGUGGGACCAGCAGGCAGCAAGAUAUCUUUACGGACCAUCAAGCUCCAACUUGAGACCCACUCAGUGUGCCAGUACGACUACAUGCAGGUUCUAGACGGCAGCGGGGUCAGGGCCAUCAACCUGGGCCGCUACUGCAACUCGGAGCCCCCCGUCCUACAGACGACAUCCAACAUCAUGCAGGUCAGCUUUAGGGCUGACGGCUCUGGCGAGUUCAUGGGCUUCAGUGCUCUGUACAGCAUCAUAGGUAGAGGAAACGAGCAGGUGUGUGACGAUGCCAGCCAGUGUCCACAGAACAAAUCCUGCAUCAGCGGCUACUGCGCUUGCGCCUCGACCACCUUCUUCCAGAACUCCACCAACCAGUGUACAUCGAGGUUUACCCGCUAUGAAAGCUGUACAGAAAAUGGGCAGUGUAAACAAAGUUUAUUGUGUAGAAACGGCGUGUGUAACUGUUCUACUGACCAGUAUUUUAAUGUGACAUCACAGCAGUGUUUGACACGAUUAUCCCGAUUCAUCAGUUGUAACGAGAGUUCUCAGUGUAAAGCUACCUUAAGCUGCAUUCACAAUCAAUGCAACUGUAGCGAUGACGAGUAUUAUAAUGGAACCACUGCACACUGUCAUGCGAGUACGUAUUACAAUAAAAUCUGUAUCCUGUACAAUUGUAUAGUGAGCCUGGUCUAG